Cataglyphis hispanica is the source of this 2105-nucleotide messenger RNA. RefSeq lists its product as uncharacterized. The coding region runs from base 159 to 1895 and encodes 578 amino acids. Gene Ontology annotation, molecular function: glutathione transferase activity. The transcript is spliced from 11 exons. The record is from RefSeq and is a predicted model, not a curated record. Lineage: Eukaryota; Metazoa; Arthropoda; Insecta; Hymenoptera; Formicidae. Gene Ontology annotation, biological process: glutathione metabolic process.
ACGCAUGCGCGAGGUUUGUCCCUCCCCCAAUUCGCAACAUUGCCUCUCGGGCCGGGUCUCGUCUCAGGCUUCUCUCUGUUAGACACAAUUAGGCAUUUCAUUGUUGACUGAGUGUCUUAAAGAACAUCUUAAUCUUCCCUGUCUUGAGCAAACUCAAUAUGCCUUCCUAUAAGCUGACUUAUUUUCCUGUUAAGGCAUUGGCUGAACCAAUUCGUUUUCUGUUCAGCUAUGGUGGCACCGAAUUCGUUGAUGAUCGUUUCGAAAGAGAAGAUUGGCCGAAAAUUAAGCCUACUACGCCGUUUGGCCAAGUACCCGUGCUCGAAGUAGAUGGAAAGAAGAUCGCUCAAUCUACAGCUAUUUCUCGCUAUUUGGCAAAACAAUACGGUCUUGCUGGCAAGGACGAUUGGGAAUCUUUAGAAAUCGAUUCUACUGUCGAUACUAUACAUGAUUUACGCGCCAAAAUAGGAGCUUUUCAUUAUGAAAACAACGAAACUGCUAAGGAGGAGAAACUUAAAAUCGCCAAGGAAACGGUUCCGUUCUAUCUAGAGCGUUUGGACUCUCAAGUGCAGAAGAAUGGCGGGUACUUCGUUGGCGGUGCUUUAACCUGGGCCGAUCUCACUUUUGUCGCUCUACUGGACUAUCUAAACUUUAUGAUGAAGGAGGAUAUAAUCGAGAAAUAUGAAAACCUGAAACAGCUGAAACAAAAAGUCGAAGAGAUACCGGCCAUCAAGAGCUGGAUUGAGAAGCGUCCGCCGACUACGCCGUUUGGCCAAGUACCCGUGCUCGAAGUAGAUGGAAAGAAGAUUGCUCAAUCUACAGCUAUUUCUCGCUACUUGGCAAAACAAUGCGGUCUUGCCGGAAAGAACGAUUGGGAAUCUUUAGAAAUCGACUCUACUGUCGAUACUAUACAUGAUUUACGCGCCAACAUUGCGGCUUAUCACUAUGAAAACAAUGAAACUGCUAAAGAAGAGAAACUCAAAAAUGCCAAGGAGAAGGUGCCGUAUUAUCUGGAGCGUCUGGAUGCUCAGGUGCAAAAGAACGGUGGUUACUUUGUCGGUGGUGCUCUAACUUGGGCUGAUCUUACUUUUGUCGCUUUAUUGGACUAUCUAAAUUUUAUGAUGAAAGAGGAUAUAAUCAAGAAUUAUGAUAACCUGAAGCAACUCAAACAGAAGGUCGAGGAGAUACCGGCCAUCAAGAGCUGGAUUGAAAAGCAAACUCCGUAUCGGAGACUCCAUAUCUGUCAGAUUUUUGCUUGUCGCCAGAAAGUACGGAUUAUUAGCAAGAAUAUGUCGACAUACAAGCUAACGUAUUUUAAUCUCACCGGCCUUGGGGAGCCAAUUAGGUACUUGUUAAGUCAAAGUGGCAUCAAGUUCGAGGAUGUUAGAGUCGAAUUUGACGAUUGGCCGAAGCUAAAAUCUACCAUGCCCAUGGGGCAAAUGCCGGUUCUGGAGGUGGACGGUAAACAGUAUCAUCAAUCCAAGGCAAUCGCUCGCUUCGUCGCUAAGAAGGGCAAUUUAUAUGGUUCGAACGAGCUCGAGGCCAUGGAGAUUGACGCUACAGUCGAUACUAUUGACGAUCUAAGACAAGCUUUAUCCACUUACCACUGGGAAAAAGAUCCCGCUAUCAAAGAGAAACUCAAAACAAUCGCCUUCGAAAAAUUACCCUUCUAUCUCGACAAAUUGGAGGCUCAAGUUAAGAAGAAUGGCGGAUACUUUGUUGGUGGCAAGUUAUCGUGGGCAGAUCUCCUGUGGGCUGCGUAUUCUGAAUAUCUAAAUGUUGUUCUGGCAGGAGAUAUAAAUAAAGAUCAUCCGGAAUUGAAGAAACUGGUGGAAAAAGUUCGCGCGCUUCCCAAAAUUAAAGCAUAUAUCGAAAAGCGACCCAAGACUCAAUUGUAAAUAAAACAAUCUCCGUUUUUAUUCUUUUUUCUUCAAUUGCAAAUAGAUUACGUUUAACAUUCAUUCCGCUACAUUUUAUUAAAAAAAUGAUAUAUUAAUUGCGAGUUUUUCUAACCGAUUAUUUUGCAAUCCUCGAAAUCGCUAAUAUUGCUAUGUAAAUGCAAAGAAAAUUAAAGUUUUCUUAUUGAAUAAAAAUGCUUUAAUUUACUA